This is a messenger RNA of Brugia pahangi, 13272 nucleotides long. The record is from the annotation of a GenBank genome assembly. Lineage: Eukaryota; Metazoa; Nematoda; Chromadorea; Rhabditida; Onchocercidae.
AUGAGUUGGAGUCUUGCAAGUAAUGCGAAUCAAAAAUCAGGACAUAUAAAUAGCCUUCUGAAAUAUGUCAUCAGUAACGGUUCGUCAAUGCAACCGGACGAGACUAUCCUAUCGAUUCAUGUUAUUGGCACAAAUUUGCAUAAAUUACCUAGUAAUGAUUUGUUGCUUGCUAGUGAAGCAUAUCGUGUGUUAAUCAAUCAAUUUACGAAACAGCUGAAUGAGGAGCUUGUUAUUACAAUUCAUCUGGUAGAUAUCAUACGUUGUUUGUUGACUGGAACGGCAUUGCCUACUGAAUAUCAUAGUUAUCUAUGCUCACAGCAGAUUAAUCAAAAGAAGCAUGACACAGUUGAAGCCGCUCAGCCUUGCAUACAGUUAAAUAUUUCUACUAAAGAAAUAUUAGCAAUAAACGGACUGUCAUUAUUUUCUUCUUUUUCUAUCGAAAAAUUAAUUUCCGCUUUUAUUCCUGCAAAAUUCCUUGAUCCAUUUCGAAGUGCAGUCGCUCAUCCUUCAUUUCCCGCAUAUUCCAAAAUUGAUCACAGUGACCUAUCAAUUCUUGAAAAUGGGAUUUCUAAUAUCGAUAAGUUGUUAUGCAUCGAUUUUGGCAUGGCAACUGAAACCGUAGUGGAAUGCAUCAGUUGUACCUCGAAUGCGCUAAUUUUGAUGAUUGGUUCGUUAGCAUGUAAUUGUACCAUUGAAGAAAUGCACACGGAUGCAGCAAAUGCGUGUUGCGCAACAGUAAUUAGUGUACAUAGGCGUGUCACUGAAAUGGCAGUAGGAACACUGUACGCCAGAAAUCAUUUAACGAACUCCACUGAAAUUCUGGUGUUUUGCAUUAAUGAGUUAUUGAAAAAUUGUAAAACGGAAAUUGUGUAUGUUUUCGCUAAUCGUUUCCUCAGUGUGCUUCCAACGGCUUUAUCAUUUUUGACAUUUAUAUCGUCUGCUUUAUAUGAAGCGCUUUGGGGUGUCGCUAAGGAAGCGCUACAACAUGCACUGAGACUCGGUGAUGCUACUUCAGUCAAAAAGCAAGCUUCAACAGAUUCACCUGAUGAUCCGGUAGCAGGGGUUGGUGAUUGGUUGGAAAAUAUUUUGAGAGCCGUACCCGUUUUGAUGGAUCAGCAAGAAGAUGCAAUUAAUUUGCAAAAGGCUACUCUUUUUACCAUAUCUUCUUCAACGUUGCUAAGCUUAUGCGAAAGAAGCUUGUCGUUAUUGUUGUUUAUGGGAAACACUUCAAACAUUUGGACAAGUUCAAGUUUUAAUUGUUUCCGGGAUUUAUGUGCUGCAUCAGGUGGUGAUCAUGGUUAUUGUGGAACAGAAGAUAUUAGUGCUUUAUUAAUACUACUUCUGGAACAUUCCCUGGACAAGGGCUAUCUAGAGAAAAACUAUAACGAACAACUGGUGAACAGUUUAUUGUAUUUUCCAAAAGAUAAUGAAUCAGAAAUUAUUACUUCUGAUCCGUUUUGCCUGAAAAUCAUUGCUGUUUGUGUGUUGGGACGUCAGAAUGUAGCACGAAUUGUUUCUCAUGUUCUGCGCUCAAUAGAUGCAGAAUCCAGAAAUGGUACUCCUGAGCCCUCCACCUUCUGGCUUCUCGAAUGUAUUUCUGAACUAUUAGAUAUUGAAGAUCUGAAAAAGUCAGCUGAUUAUGCAAUGCAUAUGUUAUAUGACGUACUAAAGAGUGGUGUAAAGCGCCCAAGGGUACGGUAUACGUUAGAAGCUGUUCAUCUCUUGUUAGUUGGAGGCCAAUCUCGUGGUGAAAAAGAUGUGGUCAUGGAAAAGUUUCGAAAAUGUUGUUGUGACUUUUUCGAUCUAAAGAGAGCACCGAGAUGGAACGAUGCUUUAUUAACUCGUUCUAUGUUUAAUUUCAAUCACUGGGAUGAACUGCAUGAUUUGUAUAUCAAUUGGCUAUAUGAUAUGCAGUGGGAUGAGGAGCACCUUCCUGCACAUAUCAUUUUGCCGCCUACAGUUUCGUUUCUCUCAAAAAUUGUGAGUGGUACUGCUAUUCUUUCCGCUGAACGCUGCCAUUUUAUACGCAUUCGACCCUUACUGUUGAAUAGCAUUUACGCAGCUUAUUUGGAUAAAUUCAAUGAUGGGAUCACAAAUAUAUACGUAGAUUAUGUGCUUAAAGUCGAAACACUGGUUACUAUUGGUUUGCCAAUUAUAGAUGAUUGUUCUCUCAUUGAUCUCGUCAAUUUACCUCUGAUAUAUUAUGAUUCUCUAUUGUUAUUUUACAACCAGCUAAGAAAAUAUCGUUGCUCAACAGAGGAACUCAUCCGGAUCACUGAAUUCAUUUCUGGAAUGUAUAAGAAUGCAAUAAAUGUAAUUUGUGAACGUAGUAAAGUCACAUUGUCUUUGGGUGCAUGUGCAGUAUCGUUGUCGCUUGCAAAAAGUGACGUACUGAACAGUACAGUCCCUCAUGCACGUGGUGAACUUCAUUCUAUUCUGAAUGAUGAUUUAUUAAAGUUGGUUCGUGCAUGGGCCGGACUUAUGUUACCUGAACUAAAGUUUUCUUGUACACCAGCUAUGUUGGAUGCAAUAAGUGAUACAUUUAAGUCACCGUGUUCUGUUGUUACAAAAGUGCAGGAUAUUAAGAAACAGAUGUUUGCUGCAUUCUGUUCACUUUGCGAUAAUACAACUCGAUUUGUACUUAAUCAGUUAUUAUCAAGAAGUUGUGUGCGACGUCAAGAGGAAACGCGAUUGCUUCUUGACUGGAUGAUUUUUAUCCAGAGUUCGGACCUCACAGGAACAGCAACACGUGAAUUGAAUCAGUCGGUGUUGUCCAAAAUGAAUGCAGUUCUGGUAAUGAGCAGUCAUUUAGCUCGUAUUGUUUCUACUUUAUUGGAUGGAAUAUUAGCUCAACAGAUUGCCACAGAAACAAAUUUACUCAAUGGUCAAUCAGUUUUUUGCUCUGUCCUAAUACAUUUGAUCUCAUCACAAAGCUCUGUCAAUUUGCCGUGGAAUACGUUGCCAGAAGACAUCUUUUCGUCCGUUCUGAGUCACAUUGCGAUGGAUGAUUCACUUACGAAACGUUCAGUACCAUUUGUCAACUUGCUUUCGACCAUUUGUUGUUUGAAAAAUUCACAUUUGAAUUCACGAUUUCUCUCACCGCUCGAGAUACAUCAGAAUUUACUUGUUCACUGGGUUAACGUUAGUGCAGUCCCGCUUGAGACAUUUUGUAUGCUGCAACCUUUGAUUGAAUAUUUAGCAGGUGAUAGGCAUCGAAAGCCAAAUUUUGUAGAUCCAGCGUUUCGAAAUUUGUUAGGACAAAUGAUUAAUAUCCUUUUUGGUGAGAAUGUUCAUCAACGAACAGCCGAUAGUUCCUCCAUUGAAGUGAAACGAAGUGAUCGAUGGGCGUAUGCAUCACUAUGCUGCAGAAAAAUGAACAAUCAGAAUGAGAAAGAUAAUAGUUCCUCAGAUCAGAGGUGUGAGCAGUUCAAAGAAAUGAAUAUCUUCAGUAAAUGUUUGUUAACAUUGUUAAAUAUUGGUGGUCCAAAAAUACACUGUCACUUAAUUCAGCAGUGCGCAAAGUUAUUUUGUAACUUGGUUGAUGUAAUCCGAAAAGAUGGAUUGGAGCUUUUAAAAGGCUCAUCUAAUGUGUCAAGUUCGCAGGUCACAACUGUUUUGUAUGCGUUUUUUUUUCUGUGUAACAUAUUGGAUUAUAUCGAUAGUUUGUGCCGGACUCUUUGUCCUCCAAGUGUUAUCAGAGACGAUUCAGACGAUCUUUUCACAGUUUUUACUCCGAAGCAUAUAAUUAAGAAGACGACGAGUUCGCGUAGUCGUGCAUUACCACUGUGUACAUUCGCUUCAACGGCGAAGCAGUUUAUUCAACAGCACUGGUACAAUUGUUACACUUGUGGUAUGGUUGAAGGAGAAGGUGUUUGUUCAGUGUGUGCGGUUAAUUGUCAUCGAGGUCAUGAUCUAUCAUACAGUAAAUUUGGAUCAUUCUUUUGCGACUGCGGAGCUAAAGGUUGUGUUGCAUUGAAGUCUACAUCACAUCCUAAGCCGCAGCGUGUCAGUAAUCAAAAAUAUACGACAUUGCCUAGUAAUCGCCUAAAAUCGUCAAAGCACAGAUUGAGUCUGUUUAGUCAUCUUUUGGUUAUGGAUGAAGACAAGGCAGAAAUUGAAAAUCAUUUGUGUCAGUUUAUGGAGGUAUUGACAGCUAAUCGGGAAAAUAUUGUAUCACUGAUUACUGCAGUGAAGGAAGGAGUGCGUUUGCGAUCAAAUAAGAUCCGCGAAACACGACUAAACGAUGUCGGUGCAAAACUGACACAAGGCUUGACAAUAUCAACAGAUCGUGUUAUUAUGGAGCCACUAACUGCAUGUCCUAAAACUCUUUUCGAUAAACGGACUGAAACAGGAAAAAGUGUAGAUAAUAUAAUAGCGUCUCUUGAAAUUGGUGGUACUAUUCUUCUCGCUGCUGUGCAGGAAACCUCGAAGAUUGUUUUGCUAGGCAUUCGAUCGUUGUUGAGUGCAUCUAUGAGAGAUUGCGAUAUACCACGAGUUGAAUUAGAUGUAGCUGGAUUCAAAAUAGUUGCACUUGCAAGUAUGAAUGAUUUACUAGCUGUAUGCGGCUUGAAUCAGUGUCUCAUUCUACGGAUUAGUAAGGAUGGUGAUGUAUCUGAAAAGCAAAAUGUUGAAUUUACUAACGCAUUUCCGUCUUAUGUUGUUCCAAAGAUGAGGUGGAUUAAUUGUAAUAAUAACAAUAUGAUAGCGGUUGCGGCAUUGCAGUUUAUUCGAAUUUAUGACUUAAAUUCGGCGAAUGUUCCAUCAACUUUCGAAUUCGUCCUUCCAAUGGGCGAUGUUACCGAACUGGCAUUUGGUAAGCGGAACGAUGGUUUGAUCAUUAUCAUUGUACUCUCGUCCGCAGGACACGUUUACAUGGAGGAAUUGGAAAAAGCUAGACGUGCUGAUGGAGCUUCUUAUUUUAUGACAACAACGCUACAGUUGCCAACAACUUCCAGUGCCAUCUCAAUGCAUUAUUCCACAGAAAUUCGAUUUUUAUUCGUUUCUAUGGAAAGUAACACAUAUGUAUUGCACUUCAAUGGUACAGAAUUCGAAGAAGCCAAAAGUCUUCCAUUCGACUUUCCGCUGAUGAAUUGGUGUGAAUGCGCCGGAGUCUUUGCAGCUCUCUCGCAUCCAUCAAGUGCUUGUGUUGUUUUCCUCUACCCAUAUGGCAAUACUCUAUAUACACAAACGAAGACUCUAACUGAUCCUGCAACAACUCAAUGCAUGCUGCUUGGCUCAGAUUGCGUAUCUCAAUUUCUCAUACAAAUUCUGGCAGAUCAAAACAUACAGCUCUUUCGGAGUUGUUGGUUAAUGGAACCUGAUUUUUGGGUGAAGGACGUGGAACGUUCAGUAUUGGAAACAGAAGUAAAACCAUGCACUAUUAUGGAGGAUGAGAUACCAGAAUCAGAUAUGGUUACAGUAUUUGAACAGUGUCGUCCAAUCCAAAAAUUAGAAUUUUGCAGUAAAGCACUUGAGCAAGUUUAUGACACUGUUGAGCUAACAAAAAGGAUUACCACUUCCGGAAUGAGCGCUGUUUGUUUGAAGCAAAAAGAAUUUGAAGUUGUGGUGAAGAACCUGGAUUGGAACUGCGUCAUAUGUGCAUUACGCAUCGAAGUCACACCAGACAAGUGUCCCACAAGUGUUACGGUUUUUGGCAAAAAGAUCAACUUACAAACGAAGACGCCACGAAUGUUCGAUGUACGAUUAACACGAAAGCAAUCUAUCAAUUGCAACAAUGAAGUGACAUUGAAUUUCAUUUGUAACAAUGUACCUGCACAAAUUUGGUCGAUUAAGGUUUUCGGCAAAACGAAAAAAGAUUUUGGUUUUCCUACGGCUUCCUAUCGUUUUAACCAAAUUAUUACUCUCCCCGAGCAACUGGUUGCCUCAUUUAUCUCUACAUGUUACAGGCUACAUUCUUGUACCAAACAGAAGCGCAUGGAUUGGCUUCUAUCAGUUGCAUUAAAUUUUACUGCUCCGGACUUUGAGCACGUUACCGUGAAUCAUCGAGCAUUAAUCCUGCUGAGGCAUUUAUCACCUACAACCUCGUCAUUUCUCGAACAAAAGGAUGCUGCUUUAUUUUCAUCACUCAGUAACCAUCGAAAAGCUGGAACUUUGCAGCUAUCACUUUUCAAUGCCUUUGCUACCCAGUUGAAAGUGAUAACUUUGCAUCGUGUGACAUCUUUUCACCAGUUAAUUAAGAAGCAUUUCGGUGGUAUACUUCCUUUUUUGAAUAUCUGUGUGGAUUUUAUCUUCUCGAAUGAUUUUGCUGCGGAUGCAAUAUUAGAGCAGUUCCUGAUAUCUGCUUUUGUAUAUCUGGCUGUAAAUGUGGAAAAUUCUGCAGAAAUAACGCAGCUUAUUUUGGAAAUAUUGUUUUCGGAUAACAUAGUCAUUGCUCAUCGUUGCAAAUGUUUGAUGUCGUCUAUAAUUUCGAACUAUUGUAUUGCAAGUGUACAAAAUCAUAGCAACUUAUUUUCGUUUAUUGGUGCUAUUACACCUACAACUUUGACGGAUAAAUACACAGCUUCCGCCGAGGGACUACAUAUGGGUGUUGUAAUCCAAGAUGCUAUCGGAUUUAAGCCGGCGAUUAUUGAUGAGCUUGAAAAUCAAAUAAACAAGGAGAAAGGCAUACCCGUUCAGCUGAACCCCUCAUCAAAUUUGGAGAAUUUUAACAGAAAAAUGGCUUGGAUCGGGCAACUUCUGCUAGCUUUUGUUUCCCGACUCGAUAUUUGUAGUUGUGAUGGUAUACGCUGUUUGGCACCAGCACAGACAAUACUGUUUUUGAUGGGUCAACAUGCUCCAGACCAACUAACCGAUCUCAUCGAUUAUUUAAUAAGUGGGCUAGACUUUAGCAAAGUACAGACAGAAAGAACAGUGAAAGCAGAACGUGAUCAAGUCAUUUUACGCUUAAUAUAUGUUAUUCUUGUUCAAUGUACAUCGCACAAUUGGCCAUCCAUGAAUAGCAGAAAGAUAGUCGAUGAUGGAAUUCAAAGUGUUACUAUACCAAAAAGUGCAGAACUGACUACAAUAUUAGAUACUGCUGCUGACGUAUCAGCAGUCCCGCCGGCUGGAAGUGUGGAGGAUGAAGACGAUGCAGAAGGUGGUGGGGAAUCUGAUCUAGAACAGAUGGAGGAUAUUGAACUUACAGGUGAUAUAUCAUCAUCUAGCCGUGAUGCAACACCUCAACAAGAUGAUACUGACAUGUCUGCAAUAAAUAAUGUCCCUCAAGUGGCAAGUCAGGAACACGAAGGUGUAUCUGUAACUCCUGAGCCUCAAGUUUCUUUGGCUGUGAAAGUUGCUCAUACUUUGGAGUCUGCUGGGGCUCUGAAUCACUGUUAUAUUCUUUUACAAUCCUUGAAAACAGAAUGGACUAAGCAAAUGCAGUCUGCCGAACAAACUAUCCAGAAACUCUCCUCUGUUCCACCAGAGUUACAGCCUGACCUUGCACCAUUAUUUAAUGCUCGUUCAUUAAAUGUCAAUCCAGGAAAUGUCUUCUCUAUAUACACAACGUUAAUUGUCGAAAUGGCACUUCGGUUGCCCUAUCAACUCAAAAAAAUUUUGGGUGAUGAGUUAUUGUUGGACAACAAAUGGGAGAAUCUUUUAUGUGAUUACAUAACGCAGGAGCCGUCAACAAUGCGUAGACUUGCUCGAAAGCUGCUUUUACUAAUGUGUGGUUCCGAUACGGCCAAGUACCGACAAGUUCGUGAUGAGCACAUCAUUCAUGAUUUACUAGCUAAUUUGAAAAAGCGCCUGAAAAGCCGUUCAAGUUUAGAAUAUUUCGAAUUAAGUGAUAUUGUUAGUCGUAUCAACGGAAUUGCAGUAGUUUCUGAGAGGCGCUGCGUUGUUUGGCAGAGAAUAUGUUUAAAAGAAUUGCCAUGGUUGAUGGAAUUAGCGUGUAUGAUGCCUGAUGUUGCCUGCGACGCUGUUCUUAAUCUCAUUCUACUGGCUAUUCGAACAUCCGAAGAUUCCGAUGAUGAAUUACUGUGUUGUUCACUAGUCAAUAUACUUUUAAGCAAGCAAAAGCCUUGUGCAUUGUUCAAAAGACUGAUUACGAGGUUCCUGCUGGGCGAAAAUGAAGAAAGACGUUGGACACUGCAUGCAAUUCUACGUGCUACUUUACAACUUGCUUCACGACCCAAUCAACUGUUACUGAUUAAUUACCUGUAUAAGCACACUUGGCCUUAUGCACAUGAAAUGGGUAAUCGAGCUGCACAAUUAGUAGAUCUUCUGUCUUGCUAUCUACCUCGAUUUUUAUCGAAGGAUGAAUUGAUUACGGUUUAUAAGGAAGCUGUAGCGACGAUCAAUAGUGCAUUAUACACAUUGGAAAAAAGUCGAAGUUCGGUUAUUUUCGAAAAAUUAUGUGAAUUUAUCGGAUCACCAGAUAUUUCUGUACUAAGUAAAUCUCCAUGUCUGAUAUGUUCGGAUUCGGAUCAUCCAAUGGAACAAUUGAAAUUAUCAGCAAUUAAAUUGGAUUCCCGCUUCACUACGUCGGCACAGAUGAUCAAAUUGAUGGGCCAUUUCGAGGUGUCGCGAAUCAUCAUACGUUUGAGUGAAAUCAAGCGAACAAAAAUGGUGAAACGCUUCAGGUUUUACUAUUGCAAUAAAAUACUUGAAUCUGCGAUUGACCUCAAAAAUCGGCCUGAACUUUGGGAGAAAGCAGCUGAUGUUAAGGUAAAUCAAGGAGACACCGAAAUUGAUGUGCAGCUUCCAAUCCCAGUUGUUACUUGUAAUGUUGUUUUGGAAAUGGCCGAAUUUUAUGAUACGAACACAGCCGGAGCUGCAGAUGCGCCAGAAUUCGUGCACUGCCCACGGUGUUCUACGUCAGUAACACCGAAUCCCGGGAUAUGCUCAAACUGCGGUGAAAAUGUCUUUCAGUGCGUGAAGUGUCGAGCAAUCAAUUACGAUGAAAAGGAGCCAUUUUUAUGCAAUUCCUGCGGUUUUUGCAAAUAUGCUCGCUUGGAAGCAGUGCUGGUUGGCCGGUCGUUACCUUCAGUGCAGGCAAUCGAGGACGACAAUGACCGAAAAACGACAUAUGCCCUUAUGGAAACUUUAUUGAACGACAUCGAAUCGACACGUUGUCAUAUUGGAAUCAUUAGAGCUUUUCUGGAAAAAUGCUCGUGGGAUUCAGAACCCAAUAUUCGACCAAAUAUGAUCCUAAAGCACAUGACUGUGCAAUCAUUUACAAGUUUUAUGUCAAGUUUAAAUUUGAAAGAGGAUUAUACACUUGCAACACUCUAUCGUAGUGCAGAAAAAUUGCAUAAUAAAUUAUGCGAACAAACUCGUCAGUUAGCAGCAUUUCGAGCAGAAAUUCUCCGCUACGACAUUGAAAAUGGCGAUGAAACUUUGUCUGACAAACCUCGCACCAGUAAUUUUCAUUCUAACUCUGAUCGUUGUGUAGGCUGCAUGUCCGCACUAAUAGUACAUUGUGUAUCAUUAAUACAAGCAACGUGUAGUGAUACAAAUGCUAUGGAGGAAAUUAUACGUGAAGACUUUGUUUUCAGUAGAUUGGUGAAUGGAUGCACACUUGGUGACGCAGUAGCUCGUUCCGUUCAUAGCCUUAUUUGGAAUCUCUCGGAAAUGAGCAAAGAAGCGACACAGAAAAUGUGUGAAUUGGUAGAGAAUGGUGCUCUUCCAUGCUACUUGUUAACGAAAUCGAUAUUUGAAAACAAAUUUCGGUUUUGGGAGCAAAAAUUGCGCUGCUUGAUGCGCAUGGCUGUGAUAGGGAAUGGCAGCACCGAGAUGGAUUUGCAUGUAUUGGCUGUAUUUCUGAAAAUUUGUUCGCCAUGUUCAACAAAUCUGAAAAAUACUUUUGCAGUGGAUUCAUCUGGUUUUAGCGUUGACAAAGUGAGAAACGCUGGUACUUUUGCCGGUUAUCUUUUACCUACACGUGAAGAACAGUCAAAAACAGUUUUGAAUGCUUCACAAAAUAUUGGUCUCGAAGAUAAUCAUAAAGAAAGCGAACAAGAGGAAGUAGAACAGAAUCUCGUUCUGGAUGACACCGUUCUUCACAAAAUUAUGGAAGAUAUGAAAAUGCUAGACGAAGAAGAACCUGAUUUUGACAAAUUGCUUAUACCCUCUGAACGAUUUCCAACGAUUGGAUGGCUAAAAGGACGAUUUAUUUGGGCGGAAUAUACAAGACUGUUGCAAAACGAUGGUCCAGAAAGAGAGCGCAGUAUUCUUCAGUACAUAAGACGUUGCACUGAAAGUGAUCCAAAACGGAAAUUUUCACUUUAUCAAUGGCUUACUCGUUGUAUGUUUUCAUCUGUAGCAGCAGUUCGUGCUGCAACCUGUCGUUUACUUGUGAUGCUAUGUUUUGAAAUCAACAACAAUGGCGAAGCACAAAUCGGAUCACCGGUGGACAUAGCUCUUGUACUGCAAAAAGUACUAUUAUGGAUGCGGAAAAUCCGGAACGUUUCGGCUGACAAUAUUGAUGAAUACUUUUGUUUGAUGCGAACUUUAUUAACAACAAGAGAAAUUAACAACGUUUUAGUAUCGAAACCAGUAGAAUUGCAUGUUGAUAUCGUAAAACGAAUUUUGCUAGCAAGUUUGGAUAUACGUUUACAUGAAGUGAGUAGACCUUCGGGGGAUCUUUCAACCGGAAUUCUUCUUCAUCAUCUUAUUCAAGUUUUGAAUUGUAUGAUGCAACGGGAUCAGAAUGGUUGGAAUUUGCUGCACGAAUCUAGUCCUAUUAUGCUUCCACUUCUGCUUCGAACUGUUUGCGCACUCAAACAAGUUACUAUUCAUCGUACCUUUUAUGUGAACGAAUCUGUCAAGGAUCUCAGUAUGCUGCUGAUGCGCAUUGCAUUGAAACGACCAAUCUUAGUUCUGAAAGAGGCGACACGGCGAAUAGGAGCUCAUCCGCAAGAAUUGCGCAUACAGGCUUAUCUUUUAUCAAUUAUCAACGAUAUUAUUUAUCCAUUAUUGAAGAAAGAGGAGGAUUUCUUAAUACAAAUCGAGAAGGAUGCGCUCCAGGAAGAUUAUCUUCAAGGCAGAAUGUUAGGUAAUCCAUAUAGGAGCAGUGAUGCUGGCAUGGGUCCUCUGAUGAGAGAUAUCAAGAAUAAAAUUUGUCGAGAUUGUGAGCUGGUUGCACUGCUGGAUGAUGAUACUGGAAUGGAGCUUCUUGUGAAUCAGCAGAUUGUUGCCUUGGACUUACCGGUUAAUGAUGUUUAUGAGAAACUUUGGCGUUCUGAUCAUCACGGUCAAGCGAUGGUUAUUGUGUAUCGGAUGCGAGGUCUUCUUGGUGAUGCAACCGAACCUUUUAUAAAAACACUGGCUAACACGAAUGUUAAAGAGAAGGUAGACGAUAGUCAACUUCGCCUGGCUAGUGCGUUAGGAUCUCCGAUACGUGCUUUUGCAACUAUUCUUCCGAUAUUGGACAACAUUGAAUUGACUGGAGGAGGCAUAAUUUUGUUGCGAGAAUUGCAUCGAUUGCUGACUCACUGCAUGAAAGUCGAAGGAAAUCGUGAGCAAUUGAAUGAAUAUGGCGGUAUCCGAAGGUUUUUGCAUGUGUUCGAGGUGGCUUACAGAAGUGGUAUUAAGGAAAAGUCAAUUGAAGAAACAAUAGCUUUACAGUAUCUCGAACUUAGUAGGAUUCUUCUAGUUGAUGUUCUCGCCACUGAUCGAAUCGAGAAGUCUAUUGGUGGCGCAAGUUUUGAACAGACGUCAUGGUUAUUGGAACUUUCAAUGGGCAGUGAUGAAGAACUUUCAGCAUCAUUACUGGAAGCGGUGACAUCCAUUGCACCAAAUCUUUGCCUUGGUAAUGCAGAAAGUAUGGAUGCUUUGGUGGAAACAUUUCGGCCGUGUUGUCACUGGGAUGAAAUUGAUAACGACCGAAAAAUUCGAGAUCGAGUGGUACAGAAGGUUGAAAUACUGUGCAAAAUAACAAGCGCCAUUCAUGAUAGUGCGUCCGGACGGAUUCUCAAAAAGAAAAUGAUGGAUGCUGGAUUGAUUACAGAUGCAUGCAGAUAUUUGGCAGAGAAUCAUCCUCCCAUAUUCAACGUUUCAGUAAUGGGACCAGAGUGGAAGUAUUUUUUGUCAAAACCUUCACUAAAAUAUGUUCUAAAACUUAUGGCUGGUAUGGCACGGUCUCACAAACCCUCACAGGAAGCAAUUGCUGAAAAUUCCCUGCCCAUACUGCAUCGUUUGGAGCAGAUUUCAUCAGCCGAACAUAUUGGAACAUUGGCCGAAAAUGUAAUGGAAGAACUGAAGAAGAAUGAUCAAGUUGCUGUACAGAUUGAAAAAGUUCGUCAAGAAACGAAGAUAAAGAAACGUCAGUUAGCUAUGGCGAUGAGGCAAAAGCAGCUUUCGAAAAUGGGUAUGGAAAUCGGCAAAAAAGGACAAGUGAAGGUAUCUGCGCGCAAGCUGAUCAAUGAACCUCAUUCAUUAGAAAGUGUAUCAGACAUUAGUAUUUGUUGUAUAUGCCGGGAAGCAAUGGACGCUAGUGCAAAAAUCAUGAUGGUAUAUGCAUUUGCAAGUCGACUGAAUCUAAAAGAGAACAAAGUAAUUAAUGGUCGGAAUUAUUCGUUCACAACAGUGUCGCAGAUGAAUUUAGUUCAUCUGGACUGCCAUUCCGUAGCUGUCAGAAUGGCCGGUUCACGAAGCGAAUGGGCAAGUGCAGCGCUGCAUAAUGCCAAUACGAAAUGUAAUGUUAUCAUGCCGAUUUGGUCAAAGCAAGUAAAAGAUUCGGAUAUGGAACACUCCUUCCAAAGGUUAUCAACUGAUCUGGAAGUAGCUGUUGAUUGUGAUACGAUAAAUUUAGAUAGCCUCACACUAGAUAUAGCAGAAUUGCUGGAUCGCUUUGUCAAGUUCCGUUCAUUUUCGGCACUUUCUCAUGGUGGUGGUCGUGAAUCAAACAUGCAGUAUAUGGCUAUUUUAAUUCUUCUAGUGCAGUAUUUGAAAAAAGUCUCACCAUCCUCCGAACCUGCUGAAGCUCAUUCAUUCACCCAUGAGAUCAGUAUCAGUUUGGUAAUGGAUACUGCAGAGCAGUGGAAUGAUAAAAGAUUGGAUUUGUUAAAAAGUUUGCAAGGAUCUAAGAAGUCUUGGAAAGAUGCGAGACAUGAAUUGCUUGUCUGGGUUGCCGUUGAUUAUUAUCACAAUAAAAUUCUUCAGUGCAGGACUGGUGAUCGUACUCAACAUAUGCGUGAGAAUAUAAUUAAAAUUUUGGAGAAUUGUUCCAAGUUUGUUAGUUAUUUCGACUCCGAACUCUCACAGUGUAGAAGUUAUGGCGAAUUAAUGAAAGCAGUUGGUAUCGAUAUGGGUAAUGUUACCCUUGAAUAA